Alternaria alternata is the source of this 1778-nucleotide messenger RNA. RefSeq lists its product as hypothetical. Lineage: Eukaryota; Fungi; Ascomycota; Dothideomycetes; Pleosporales; Pleosporaceae. The record is from RefSeq and is a predicted model, not a curated record. The coding region runs from base 212 to 1486 and encodes 424 amino acids. The transcript has a single exon.
CGGAAUUUGGGCUCUACACCCCUCACCACUCACCACUUCCGUCCCUAGGAAAUUUUUGACGCACAUUCUGCCCAACGUUGUCGUCGCUGCUCUCUGAAGAGUCAUCCACACUUCCUUCCGCACUUCAUACGCUCUGUACUCCAGAAAGCGAUUUUCCAAUCGGAACCACCGCAAACUCACUGCGCCGGCCCGUUUGUGUAAAGGAACGAACAUGGAAAGAGACUCGCACCGUAGAUUCCGCGAUAUCCAUGGGAGUAGAGAAAAUCUGAUUUCCAGCGUAAACGACAUCCUGGAAAAAGCUCUAGUGAAAGUCGUCGAGGAUAAUGCGCCCAUGAGCCUACGAUACAUCACGCCUCAUCAGCUCUCCACCGGCUGGCUGACAGAUGAGCACUGUUCCGAAUAUGCCCUUACCCUGCCAGGUGAACUUCCACCUGGUGAAGAGUACAUAUCCGUUUCAUACACCUGGGCCCAUUCGCAAGAGAUAGACGCAUCAAUGCCUAUACCAGACUAUCGGAUCAAGGACCAAGCUACUCCAGAUGCGCCCUCCAGAUCGAUCAACUGUCCUACUAUGAUAUUUCACCGUGCAUGGUGUUUCGCGCGAGCACGCAAAAUUCCCUACAUCUGGAUCGAUCAAGAGUGCAUAUAUCAGGACAACGCAGAAGACAAAGAGAGGCACCUGCAGAUCAUGGACAAGAUAUACAAGAGAAGUAAAUGGACCGUUGCCAUAUUGUCAAAACAAGUUCCCGACGCCAUGCUCAGCGCUCUGGCGCUCCAUUCGCACCACGACGAUCAGAGAACGCGAGUGUCUUGCUUUGAGUUCGAUACCGAUGAACACCCAUCCAAGCCACGUUUUGAAAAUUGGCCGGAUGGUGUUGAUAUCUCGCCGCUUUACAAUGACUUCAAGAAGAACUCUGACAAGAUCAUGUCCUCUAUACUUUCCGACCGAUGGUUCACACGCGCCUGGACAUUCCAGGAAAGAUUAUGUGCUUCAGCAUGCGUAUUGCUAGCUCCAGCUGGAAACAAAAGCGACGCUGCUGCGCAGUUGCCUUUGGACUGGAUUGGAAACGAUGUCGGCUUCUCAUUUCGCACCAUGUGCAUAACAACGUUUUUUCGCCCUCCAGCUCCAUCUGAUAAUGCCGAUGUACAUCGGCUUUUGCUGGAAUCUUUCUAUUACGAAAGAGAUACGUCAAAAUCUUUGGUGCACUGGCUGCUAUUCAGGGCGAUGGAGAGAUGUGACAACCUGAUCUGCUCAGAUAGGCUCACAAUAUAUGCAAAUGUCUGCAGCUUCCGCUAUAAGCUGAACUCCACGAUAUUGAAUGACAUAAAGUACAGCUACAGUACAUGUUUGCUUGCGCUUGUAAUGGCAAAUGAAGUCAAGGAUAAGCUUACUAUUGAUUCACCGAAAAUCGAUCCGUCAAAUCUGAAUGUAGACCAGAAUGUCGAAUGGUAUUUGGGAAGCAAGCGAGCUAAACAGAUGUCUGGGUAAUCUUUCUAGCAGUGGCUACUUUCAUCAUAUGCAUCCUUAUCGAGCGUAAUCACGUUUCUUUCCAUGACUUGUAUUACAUCUCGCGGCCCGUUACCUGAUUCCAAUGCCAAGUACGACAUGUAUCUCCGGGACUGUCACCGACUACAACGCCUUACAUGCAGGUACCCACCUUCGCCUCGAAUCAUUUAGUAGCAUACGCGGCAUCGUAAAUCAGGCCCACACGACUUCUGAACGACAAUUAAUCUUGGUUUGGCAGAAAAAGUGCUGCUCGUCACGAAUGUGCUCUGGCUUG